CUGAACUCGAGAUAACUGAAAAGAUCAUUGUCUCGUAUAGGACGAACAGCGGAGUAUAUCAUACAGGCAUUGAGUCUACACACCGCAAAGGCGGCCAAAAAAGUAUCCACCUGUGUCGUGUCUAGAAGCCGAGGUUCACCGCAUCUAAAACGCUUGAGCCUCACAUGGUAGUCGCAUGCAGGCUUCCGUUUCAAACUUCUUUGCUGCUUUGAAAUCAAUUGCACUUUGGUAUAGAUAUACACUGCCCUGUCCCAUUCCCUAGGUUUUCAUUGACACACCAAGUCACCAAAAUCCACCGUCAACCAACACAAACACACACAAUGCCUGGACAACAAGCAAACCAAUGGGUUCUAUCGAACCCUCCCCAUGCCGACCCUGUUCUUGAGGGCGCCAAUGCUACUUUCAAGCUCGAGAACGUCACACUCCCUGAGGUUGGCGCCGACCAGGUCCUUGUCAAAACCCUCUACCUCUCAAACGACCCUGCACAGCGUGGAUGGAUCCAGAAGGGCAUGGACCCGGAGCGUCUCUACGUUCCUCCUGUCAAGAAGGGCGAGGUCAUGCGCUCAUACGCCAUUGGUGAGGUCGUCGAGUCGAACGUCGACAGCUUGAAGAAGGGCACACUCGUUACCGGCUCGCUGGGCUGGACAGACUACGCUGUCGUCAAGGCAAACGAGGUCCGUGCCGUUGCUGCUGACGAGAAGGCUGGCAUUCGUGUUACAAAUUACAUUGGCUCCCUCGGUGGCCCCGGUCUCACAGCAUAUUACGGCAUCACCGACAUCGCGCGCGCGACAAAAGACGAUACUGUUGUCGUUUCUGGUGCUGCAGGUGCUACUGGCAGCAUGGUCGUUCAGAUCGCCAAGCACUUGAUUGGCUGCAAGAAGGUCAUUGGUAUCGCUGGCGGUGAGAAAAAGUGCAAGUGGGUCGAGAGCCUGGGUGCUGAUGUCUGUGUGGACUACAAGGCCGCUUCCUUCAAGGAGGACCUCAAAAAGGCCACUGAAGGCUACGUCGAGGUCUACUUCGACAACGUCGGCGGCGAGAUUCUCGACCUCAUGCUCUCGCGCAUCAAGCGCUUUGGUCGCGUCGCUGCGUGCGGUGCUAUUUCGACGUACAACGACCCCAACGCUGGUGUUAAGAACUGGUUCGAGAUCAUUGCGAACAGGAUCGAGGUUAGGGGUUUCAUUGUCAUUGAUGCGAUGACCUCGGGCAAGGUUGGAAACAUGCUUGGGGCUAUUACUCAGGGCAUCAAGGAUGGCAAGAUCAAGAUCGAUCCUGAGAGCGAGACUGUUGUGCCUACUAAGUUCGAGGAUGCUCCCAAGACAUGGAUGACAUUGUUCUCGGGAGGCAAUCAGGGCAAGCUUGUUACUGAGAUCAAGGCGUAAGCCGUUGACUCUAGCAAGAAUGAAUGAAAGAAAUUUGACAGUUG
Molecule: messenger RNA, 1423 nt
Organism: Macroventuria anomochaeta
Lineage: Eukaryota; Fungi; Ascomycota; Dothideomycetes; Pleosporales; Didymellaceae
Product: NAD(P)-binding protein
Exons: 1
Coding region: 321-1379 (352 amino acids)
Molecular function (GO): oxidoreductase activity, acting on the CH-CH group of donors, NAD or NADP as acceptor
Source: RefSeq, a predicted model, not a curated record